Sphaeramia orbicularis (orbiculate cardinalfish) is the source of this 1433-nucleotide messenger RNA. RefSeq names its product RING finger protein 227. Gene Ontology annotation, biological process: protein ubiquitination. Lineage: Eukaryota; Metazoa; Chordata; Actinopteri; Kurtiformes; Apogonidae. Gene Ontology annotation, molecular function: ubiquitin protein ligase activity. Bases 57 to 590 code for a protein of 177 amino acids. The record is from RefSeq and is a predicted model, not a curated record. The transcript is spliced from 2 exons.
GGGGCCACCAGACCUGAGGGUGAAUCAGUCCAGAUCAGACCCAGACCCAGACCGGCAUGUGCUCAGACCUGGAGUGCGGCAUUUGUUACCUGGUCUUUAAUGCGGGUCUCCGGUGUCCUCGGCGGCUCCGGUGCGGACACAGCUUCUGCGAGAACUGCCUGCAGAUCCUGGCCCGGCCCCAGAACCACAACCAGAACCAUAGGACCGAAACCGAUCCGACCCGGGCCAUCGUGUGCCCCCUGUGCCGAUACACCACCCCCAUCCCCGGAGUAGGGGGCGUCCGAGCCGCGCUGAGGGUGGAUGAGUGCGUCCUGGAGCAGCUGGUGGAGACCCGGGUCCUGUUCCUGGACCCGGAGGGGGACAGCGGGGACGAGCAGGACCAGUGCCAGGACCAGGAUCAGGAAGGGCCGGAUCCUCAGAGCUCAUCCGAGGACGGGGACUCCUCAGCGGUGACCAGUGGAGGCAGGAUCCGGAGGUCCUGGAUCCGCGUCUGGAGGAAGAUCAGCGGCAAGAGCGCACGGAGAGGACGCAUGGACGUGACCAGUGACGACAUGAGGAACUUCGCCCUGAUGGCUGCCUACAUGUUCUGACCCAAAUCCAGCCUCAAACAUCCUGGAUAAUGAGACCUCGUGGACCGCCGACGUCGACGGCCUCGCUGGCGAGACGAGAUGAUCGGCUGGUGUUGCUAUGACGACCACCUAAAGCAGAGGCAAGAUCAUGAAGACCACGACAUGGAUGUCAUGACUGAGAGUGAGAUGGUUAAAGAAGAAGAAGAGAAACUGAACCAGAAACUUAGUCUUGACAUAAAACCUGUUUGAGGCCAAUGCUGCCUUCAGGUGCUGUCGGGAAAAUGAACGUUUCCACUUGUGAAUUCGAAAUUGCAAGUGUGUUGUGUUCAAGUGCUUUUGUUGUCAUAGCGAAAUGACAAAUGGAGGAUUUUGGACGUGUUAAUUCAGCUGCUACAGCACUUAUUUAUUUUUUUGCACAUGGUGUAUGCUAUAAAUGUACAAAAUCAUCAGCUAACAGCAGCAGAACGUUAAUAAAAGCAAUUUUUAUCAUUCACGACUAAACCUUCAUUUCCCUCUGAAGGUUACUUUCAUCUUUGCAGCUUGGGAAGAAAAAGAAAAAGUGGAAAAUUCAACAUGAGGGGCAUUCAUGUCCAAUUUUCCCGUUUGUAACUAGAAUUUACCAUUAUUCUCAUAUCACCUGAAGGCAGCAUAUGACCUGAAUUCAGAAUGAGAAUCAGCUGCAGUUUUUAACUCACCUUGUAGCACCGUGAUUAUUGAAACUGCUGAAAACAUGUGUAACUUAUGAAUGUGACUUAUUUAAAACUGUGAAUGCACUAAUAUAUAGCAUAUUUAUAGUUGAAUGUAUAUUUAUUCCAGAAAUGUUGUUAUAUUUUUUAUGAAUAAAUAAAUGACUUGUUUAAAUGA